Molecule: messenger RNA, 7050 nt
Organism: Acanthosepion pharaonis
Lineage: Eukaryota; Metazoa; Mollusca; Cephalopoda; Sepiida; Sepiidae
Source: the annotation of a GenBank genome assembly
AUGGAAUUAGUGUCUGUUGGCGUAGUGAGCGGCCGCCAAACACACUGCGCAUGUGUAACCCACGUAGCAGCGAAGACGAGACAAGAUGGCCGCUGCUCGGUGGAAACUCAGCCCGAGAUCAGGAUGUCUCAGCCUGCAGCUCCAUGGAAUGCAGACAACUUUGGUACACCUUCAGGCAGCAUUGGAACUAUAAAACUAUAUAAUCCUGCUGAUUUUCAGAAUAAUACUGUCCCUGGGAUCCAUCCAUUCCCAGUUGGUGGCUUAACGAUCACAGAACAGCCAGGGAAGACCUGUGAUACUGGCCAGCAGCCGACUCCAGCUACAACUGUAUUCCAAUCUUAUAAUCCUAGCACUGGUCAGCCGACCAACCAAGUUCCACCUGACAAAGAAUCCAGUGGUCAGUUUAACCAGUCUCAGACAAAUGCAACUAUGAAUGGGUCAUGGGGCUGGGAUCCCUCUUGGGGAGAACAUUCAAGUUCUUGGUUUGGUGCUAAUUCUUCCAACCAAAGCACAGAUGGAGAUACCAGUUUUGGCAGUAGAUUCGACAAGCAGAAUAUGCAGGGACCUUCCAUACACUACUUUGAUCAGAAUCAGAACUUGCCUCAGAAUACCUCCACGGGUCAAGAUUGGUCGACCGUGCACUCCCAACAGCAGCCACAAAUGCAGCAACAGUCACAACAACAGAUGCUACCACCACAGCAGUUAUCACAAGAAGGAAACCCAAAUUCUUCUCAGAAUGCUCCUUUGCCUCCCACUAAUGUACCUCAGUAUUUGGAAGUAGCUACCUCAUCUGCACAACCUUAUUCUCAGUCAGGAUAUCAGGUCUUCAAUGAUUAUCUGUCACCUAUGUCCGUCUCCACACCUAGCAUGGGUGCACCUUCUUCACUUUCUUCACCAUCAACUGGUCAGAUGUCACUGCCUUCUGACCAGCAAUUUGGACAGGCUAAUCCAAAUCCACCAUCUCUCAACUGGCCAGAGGUACCAAUAGAUUCGGAUCUCAGCAAACUUAGUGACCACCGUAAUGAACCUUCUUUGCCACCAUCUAACUCUGGUCAACUUGUGAAUAUGGGUUCCCAGCCAAAUGCAAGCAACUAUUUUAGUUCUCAGGGAGCCUCUGAACAAUUUCUUUGGCAUCCUACAAAGUCAGGUGAAGAGAAUUCUGGUCAGUUUUCACUUGGUACUCCGGCAUCAUUGUCCAUGUCUUCUGCAGGGCCCGUGGCCAUGUCUUCUGCAGGGCCCGUGGCCAUGUCUUCUGCAGGGCCCGUGGCCAUGUCUUCUGCAGGGACCAUGGCCAUGUCUUCUGCAGGGACCAUGGCCAUGUCAGCUGCAGGAACUGUAUCAGUGUCGGGUUCCAUUCCUACAUCUAACUUGUCUCAGCAGCCAGCAUGGUCAGAUGUGUCUCAUAAACAAAAUGUAAGAGAUAGAAGUAUACAACAUUUCCAACCAUAUCACACAAACCUGCAAACAACAGAACCAUAUUUGGGGCAAAAUCCUCCUUUUCUUGAAGGGAAUUCAACUGACAAUACAAACAAUACAAGUUCUGGGACCAUUCCUAUGGACACAAUCACCCAGAGUUUCUCACAAGCUAGUAUAUCAGAAAGUACCAUAGCAAAAAGUAUACCAAGUGGUAUCUCUAAUAUUAGCCAAAAGCUUUCUGACAUUUCAUUAGGUAAUAACUUUACAUCUGAUUCAUCUAAAAUGGCUGAGGUAACUGGUUUACAGUUGCAUCAACAUAACCCUCAGCAAGAAAAUGAGAGUCCCCGAUUUCCUUCUGGUACCUCUGUAGAUAACACCAUUAAGCAUGGUUCAGUUGUGGGUGAUUGGGAAGUUGUUCCCAAUUCUGAUCCUGGCCAACAUAGCCGACAAAGUUCUUUGGGAAACGCACAAUUCUUAGAGGGAUCUAAUCAGAACAUGGUUGCCCUUAAAACAUCUACCAUGGUCAGCUCUAGUCAACCCCUUCCUGUUAACCAGGCUAUUUUUGAUAGCUUUAAUAUAGCAAAUUUGGAACCCAAUGUCCAGCCUUCCUUGCCUCUUUCAAAGCCGUCCUCAUCUGGUCAGCCUUUGUCUGUAGCACCACAAAUUCCAUCUCAGAUGCUACCCCAAUCAACUGAUGUUCCGUCAGAGGUUGGUAGCCAGCAUGAGGCUGAAGUGGUCACUAAUUUAUCCCCAGGAGCUAAUAGUAACACACAAAAGCAAAACACAUCAAAGCUGCCUUCUGUAGAGGCCACACCUAAUGCUAAUGCGGCCAUUAUAGACUCCUUUACAGUAAAAACACCCCAAAGUAAUGACAGUGUGCAAGUGCUUCCAACAUCUCUUAGUGGGUUAGGGACCCCAAAAUUAGAUGGUAACAUUCUACUUAAUGAGCACAAGUUGAAUGUUUAUGCCAGUGAAAUUCAGCCAAGAGAUUCUAGCCCCUUUCAGCCACCACCUCCUCGGCAAGGUUCUGUGGAGGGUGUUCACCCUCAGAGUACCUCACGGAGUAGCACCCAUGAGAGUGGCCAUGCAUCACAGACAUCAAGAAAUAGCAGCCAAAUCUGUUCUGCUUCUUCUGAUGGUGGCAGGUCAUCUUGUGGGAGCCAGUCUAGUGGUACACGGCCACCACCAACUUUGUCUAGACAGAGCUCCCAUGAUAGCACACGGUCACUUGGAUCCAAUGCAGGGAGCAGGUCAGGUAUGAAGCAAAUCAAAGAGCAGGCUGGAGAUGCUAAGAUUCAACCACCUUUGCCAUCUGGUAACAAGGGCAUUUCUCGGCAUGACCAGACAUCUGCAGCCAUUAGAGCCACCGCUGUUGCAGAGGCUCGUGUACAAGAAUGCAUGUCUCCUAUGACAACCCUGUGGGAUAACCCCCAGAUCUCAGUUAGUGGCAUACAUUUGAUCCCUAGUUUACCAAUCCCGUCUUUGGUUGGGGCUGAAUCUGUUACCAAUCAACCAGUUAACAUUGUGACAUCAAAGUCCACUGCUGUAGAGAGCAAGCCAAAGAUUGAGAACCCUAAAAACCAAUCUCAGUUGUCUGAACGUUCAAGCAGUUCUCAGCCAUUGACUUCCACUCCAAAUUCAUCUACUGCCAUAACAUCUAACUCACAUGAAAGCUCUCCUAUCAAACCAGAACAAAAAAGCCCCACUCAUAGCCUUGAAGAUACUUCUAUGUCAGAAAGGGAUUAUGACCAUUAUGAUCGGGAUUAUCGUUCUCGAUAUCGUUCUUUGGAUCCCAAGGACCCUCGAUAUGAUCCUUACUAUGAUCGGCCUCCUAGUCGCCUGGACUAUGAACGCUACUUGGAAUACCAGUAUUACAGGGAUGAAGCCUAUGAUAGACCACGUUCACGGCAAGAUGACUCAGAUGCAAAAUCUGAACGCCCCUUGUCACGAGCAGAAUACACUCGUUAUGCCAAAGACUAUUACAAGCAUAAAGAUAUCUAUCCAGAUUAUGAUCCUGAUUACUAUUCACGGAGUGCAGCUUACUAUAACUAUUAUCGGGAUCGAUACACGAGACCUGGCUAUUAUGAUGAUGUGGACAGCUGGUACUAUCAUGACAGAGCAAGACGAUAUCAUCGACCGUGUUAUUUGCCAUCAUAUUCUCAGUAUGAGGAAUAUUAUGGUGCUGGUGCCUUUGAUGGCUAUGAUAACGCUAGCCACACAAGUCGGGAACAGUCACGUGCACAGACCCCAGCAAUGGAAAGUGUACCAUCCACUAUUCCUCCCCACUAUUUACACAGAGAUGCAGCCGCUGCCUAUGAACAAGGGCAAGACAUGUAUGACUAUUACUACAGCCGGGGUUAUUAUGGUAAUGAAGAUUGGUCAACACAUGAUGAAAAGCUGAUGGAAUAUUACAACCAAGGUCGAAUGACUCCUGCCAAAUUCUUUACACCCCACACUUGUGCUGCUUUUGGUCCUGGUGGACGCCUCAUUCAUGUGUUACCUAAUCGGCCAGCAGAUGGACAGCCAGCCACUGUGGAAAUAAUCAACGUUGAAGAUAUUUUGUCUGAUCAGAAGGAGGCCGAAGAGUUCCAUAAUUUUCCAGGACCUUUGAUCAGGGGUGAAACUCACAAAAAUGAUGUCCUCGUGUUUUGCCAGAACAAAGCAAAGCAGUACAGUGAAAAUGUGGAUGUCAUUGAUAGAGAAUCAGCAGCAUUGUUGUGGAGGUUUCUUGAGCUUCUCAUUAAGCAGAACGGGACAAUUGUGGGGACUGAUAUAGCAGAUCUGCUCCUAGAGGGUCAUCAGCCAUUAACAGCUGACUAUUUAGAAGGAGCAAACAAGGUUGAUGAUGAAUUUGAUACAACUCGACCUCCUUCAGCCCAGGGUAGUGAUACUGGCACAGUAACCAUUGCAGACAAAGCCAUUGUCAACAAAUCAACAACAGCAACUCUCAAUGAGCGUACAGAUCGCUUCCGACACCUUUUACUCUAUGGCAUGAAAAAGGAUGCUUUACGCUGGGCAAUGAAGAACAACCUUUGGGGACAUGCUUUGUUUUUGGCCAGUAAGAUGGACAACAGGACCCAUGCUGAUAUCAUGACACGAUUUGCUAACAGUGCAAUUCAAAUGAAUGAUCCCUUGCAAACGUUGUACCAGUUGAUGUCUGGACGUCAACCAGCCUCAGUUACUAGUUUGUGUGAUGAUAACUGGGGAGAUUGGCGACCCCAUCUCGCCAUGAUAUUGUCAAACCAUUCCAGUAGACCAGAGUUGGACAAGAAGAGCAUUACAACUCUUGGAGACACUUUAGCUUCCAAAGGUUGUCUCCAUGCCAGCCAUUUUUGUUACUUGAUGGCACAAGUAAACUUUGGUACAUACAGUAAGAAGAGUUCAAAACUUGUAUUGAUUGGAUCAUCCCACAGUUUAUCAUUGAAUGAGUUUGCCACCAAUGAAGCAAUACAGUGUACAGAGAUAUUUGAAUAUGCCCAGUUGCUUGGAAACUCUAUGUACUUAAUGCCUUCUUUUCAACCUUACAAGUUGUUGUAUGCCUGUCGCCUUGCAGAUUAUGGACUGACUCAUGAGGCAUUGCACUAUUGUGAAGUGAUAGCCUCUACUGUGAUACAAAACCCAGUCUACUAUCAAUAUACUGUUGUGAAGGUGCUUGCUGAUAUCUCUAACCGCCUGAAAUGCUACGACCCUCAGCAUUUGCAGAUGGGAGAUAUGACUGACCCUAUGUGGCUACAGCAGCUGAGUAAUGUGUGCCAGAGUUUUGAGGAUGGUUCGAUACAGCCUCUUUCUGGAAGUGUCACUCCUUUGGGACCUCAUGUCACAGCUAACAGUAGUGAAAGUGGUGAGAUAGCUGCCUACUUGAAUCAUACCCAGGAUUCCUUGCUACCAAGAUAUCCCCAACAGAUGCCAGUUGGUGGUCCAUAUGUGCAGAACUCUCAACUGAUGUCGAGUUAUACUCAAGAUGCUUACCAACAACAAUAUCAGCAUCAAACAACUUUCUAUGACAAUUUAGGGCAACCACAACAGCAGCAACAGCAGCAGCAGCAACAGCAGCAGCAGCAGCAGGGGUAUGGUGAAAAUUUGGAAUAUGCUUACAACACUCAACAGCAACAGCAGCCUCAGAUUGAAGCAGUUCCUGACCCCUCAUACACCUAUCAAUCCCAAGGCAUUUCUCAGUCAGAUUCAGCCACAUACACUUCUCAGGAUCUUAGUCAAAAAAAUGCAACUGGUGGAGUCUCAGUGAAGCAGCAGCAGCAGAUGAUGGCACCUCCUCCCAUGACACAGUCUUGGCAGCCACAAGAGCCAUCCCAGAUGGGUAACCAUGAUCAGAUAUUGUCUACCAAUCCAGAAGACGAAGAGACGGCAGAAGACUCACUGACAAGACGUGCAUCUGCAUCCAGUAUCAUCACAUCUACAACAGCCACAACAAUUGAUAGCAACCAGACUAUGGCUACCAGUGGAGGAUUUGACUACUUUGAAGCAAGUACGCGAAAGACUAUCAUUCCACCAACACGGUAUGGUGUUAACCGGCAACGGACAUUGUCAGAAAGCAGUAAUGCAAGCACAGGAAGUGUAAAGAAAGCUCCAUCACAAUCAUCAAAAAAAACAGAAGUGGCAAAACAGAAGCCAGCUGACCAGAAAAGCUGGUGGAAUAUAUUUUCCAACUUUGGUGGCCAACGGAAAAAAGACAUGAUACUGCCUGAUGAUAAAAAUCCUUCUAUUGUAUGGGAUCCUGACAGACAAAGGUGGAUCAACAGAGAAGAGGAGGAUGAACCUGAUACUCCUAAUGUGCCUCCGCCUAAAGACAUAGAACUGAAAUCAACUCCUGCAGUGUCUGGACCCCCACCACCUAAUGGCAACUUGUUCUCCCGACCUCGGGCAAGAGUUUCUUCUUUUGCCUCUUUUCUUCUUUUGCCUCUUUUCCUUCUUUUGCCUCUUUUCCUUCUUUUGCCUCUUUUCCUUCUUUUCCUUCUUUUCCUUCUUUUCCUUCUUUUCUUCUUUUCCUUCUUUUUCUUCUUUUUCUUCUUUUCUUCUUUUUCUUCUUUUGCCUCUUUUCCUUCUUUUGCCUCUUUUCCUUCUUUUGCCUCUUUUCCUUCUUUUCCUUCUUUUUCUUCUUUUUCUUCUUUUCCUUCUUUUCCUUCUUUUCCUUCUUUUUCUUCUUUUCCUUCUUUUUCUUCUUUUCCUUCUUUUCCUUCUUUUUCUUCUUUUUCUUCUUUUCCUUCUUUUUCUUCUUUUCCUUCUUUUCCUUCUUUUUCUUCUUUUCCUUUUCUUUCCUUCUUUUCCUUUUUUUUCCUUCUUUUCCUUUUCUUUCCUUCUUUUCCUUUUCUUUCCUUCUUUUCCUUUUCUUUCCUUUUUUUCUUCUCUUUUCCUCUUUUCCUUCUUUUCCUUUUCUUUCCUUCUUUUCCUUUUCUUUCUUUCUUUUCCUUUUCUUUCCUUUUCCUCUUCUUUUCCUUUUCUUUUCCUUCUUUUCCUCUUCUUUUCCUUUUCUUUUCCUUCUUUUCUUUUCCUUCUUUUCUUUUCCUUCUUUUCUUUUCCUUUUUUUCUUUUUCUUCUUUUUUUUCUUUUUCUUUUUUCUUUUUUUUCUUCUUUUUUCUUUUUUUUUUUUCUUCUUUUUUUCUUCUUUUUUUCUUCUAA